Messenger RNA from Nymphalis io (European peacock), 1334 nucleotides. RefSeq lists its product as uncharacterized. The record is from RefSeq and is a predicted model, not a curated record. Lineage: Eukaryota; Metazoa; Arthropoda; Insecta; Lepidoptera; Nymphalidae. The transcript has a single exon. Gene Ontology annotation, biological process: negative regulation of G2/M transition of mitotic cell cycle; negative regulation of cell migration. Bases 107 to 1231 code for a protein of 374 amino acids.
CGUAGUCAAAACUCAAAAGUUUAUGAGCUAAACGUAUUGAUUACUCUAUUUUAUAUGUAUAAAAAACCCAAUAAAUAUCGGGUAAAGUCUUAAAUGUACAAUAAUUAUGUCCAAAUCUCAUAAAUCAUUUCCUCAAACAUGUUGUGAAAGAUAUCAAAGACAUUUAUGUGCUUUCGCUAAAACUGACAAAAAUUAUGUCACAGGUAUCCCUAAGAAAAAUAUUUGUUCAAGUAGUGAAAAAAGUUGUCCAACGGGUACGAUUAAUCAUAAUAAAAACAGCAGGAUAACGACACCCAAGAAAACAACGAAAUCUCAACUAAAUUUUAGUCAAAUUUUGACGGAAAAUUUUGAUUAUUGCAAAACAUGCGGCGAUGUGGCUUCGAACUCAGACAAUAGGACGUUUUCAAGAGCUAAAAUCACCAGAAGUCUGUUACAAGACUCUUACAUUGUCCCGUUAAAUAAAGUAAAUAAAUCACCGACAAAAAAAAAUUCUAACAAUCAUAACAACCAAUUACAACAAUUUUAUAGAAAUGAAAAUUUUAAACAAUCAACUCAUUCAUUUAGUGCUACUGAUAAUAUAAAAAAAAUAUCUCUGAAUACAAUUUUGGAACAGUCUGAAAAUAAAUCACAGGUGGACACAGAAAAUAAUAUUUACGAAAUAUACCCGGAUUCUGAUGAAGAAAUAGGAUUUAUGAAUUGUGACAAUAAUUUUAAAAAUAUCAAGGAAUUUAGAAAUCAAAAUUAUUUUGAAUGCCAUUCAGCUAAAUCAAGAGUAAAUUCAAAAUCCAAUGUUAACAGCUUAAAACAUAAAUGUAUAUAUAGAUUUCACUUAAAUGAAAGAUUAUUUCCAGUCCCUCUUAAUACAGACCACCAAAACAAUAUUCGUUGUGUCGAAUGCUAUUUGCCUAUGGACAAAAAUAUACACGAUACAAAAAUUAAUGGAAUGAUACAAGCUAAAAUUAAGAUAAAUAAUGAAGUGCAAGACAUGCUUUUAAUGUUACCGGUUAAUGAUUCUCUAGUUGUCGAACAAAGGAGUAAGAUGCAAAAUGUCGAGGAUGAAAGUAUAUACUUUGGUAUAAUAAAAUUAGAUUUAAACGGAGAUUCAAUUUUCAAUCGAACACUACCGGAAGAUUCUUUAGCAUUAAGAUAUCAAAAGGGUUAUAAAGAAUUAUCUAGAGACCAAAAAUACACAUAUGAAAGUGUUGGGGAAAAUGAUGUCAUUAUUAUUUAAAUGCUUAUUGAAAAACAUAAUACAAUGUUUUGAUCUUAUCAAUCUAUUAUAAACACUAACUUUUUUACUAUAUAAUAAAAAAAUAUUACUUGUCUAUGGAAUC